Molecule: messenger RNA, 2820 nt
Organism: Condylura cristata (star-nosed mole)
Lineage: Eukaryota; Metazoa; Chordata; Mammalia; Eulipotyphla; Talpidae
Gene: STX12
Product: syntaxin 12
Exons: 9
Coding region: 121-945 (274 amino acids)
Biological process (GO): vesicle-mediated transport; intracellular protein transport; vesicle fusion
Cellular component (GO): postsynaptic recycling endosome; synaptic vesicle membrane; endomembrane system
Molecular function (GO): SNARE binding; SNAP receptor activity
Source: RefSeq, a predicted model, not a curated record
GCAGCCUCAGCUCCUUCCCCGCCCUUUCUCUUCCCGGUUUCCCCGUCAGUCUGCGGGUCCGUCCUGACGGCUGUUUCCGGUCGGAGCUCAGUGCUGGGCGAGUCGGUCUCAGCUCCCAUCAUGUCUUACGGUCCCUUAGACUUGUACCGUAACCCGGGGCCCACCGGGCCCCAGCUCCGGGACUUCAACAGCAUCAUCCAGACAUGCAGCGGCAACAUCCAGCGGAUCAGCCAAGCCACUACACAGAUAAAGAAUUUGAUGGGCCAACUAGGAACUAAGCAGGACUCAAGCAAACUACAGGAAAAUCUGCAACAGUUACAACACUCUACAAAUCAGCUUGCUAAGGAAACAAAUGAAUUACUGAAGGAAUUAGGAUCCUUGCCUCUCCCUUUAUCUACUUCUGAACAGCGCCAGCAGAAACUUCAGAAGGAACGCCUCAUGAAUGACUUCUCUACAGCCUUAAACAGUUUCCAGGCUGUGCAGAGAAGGGUGUCUGAGAAGGAGAAGGAGAGUAUUGCCAGAGCAAGAGCUGGAUCUCGUCUUUCUGCGGAGGAGAGGCAAAGAGAGGAGCAGCUCGUCUCAUUUGACAGCCAUGAGGAGUGGAACCAGAUGCAGAGCCAAGAGGAAGAGGUGGCCAUCACUGAGCAGGAUCUGGAGCUCAUUAAAGAGAGGGAAACGGCAAUCCGGCAGCUGGAGGCUGACAUUUUGGAUGUGAAUCAGAUAUUUAAAGAUUUGGCCAUGAUGAUCCACGACCAGGGGGAUUUGAUUGAUAGCAUAGAAGCCAAUGUGGAAAGCUCGGAGGUGCAUGUAGAAAGAGCCACUGAUCAGUUACAGCGAGCUGCUUACUACCAGAAAAAAUCUCGCAAGAAGAUCUGUAUCCUGGUGCUUGUCCUGACAGUGACUGUUGCAAUCCUGGCAUUUAUUUUGUGGAUAGUUUACAAAUGAAGCAUUGCCUGAAUCUUCUCCCGCUCAGCUGUUUGCAAGGGCAGGUGCUUGUUGGAGACUUGCCAGAACAAACUGAUCAUAAGAAGAGAGCAUAUACCACAAUGUCCUGUAAUAAUUUCGUUAGAAACUAACUACUAACUAGUCCUUGGAAUUAGUGACCUAUGAAGACAGUAUUUAUCAAUUUAUGUAUACAUUUUAUUGAUUUCUCAAAUUAAGAAUUAAUUUAUGUGGACUUUGCUUUCUCUAGUAUUCUGAUUGCCCUUCAUCCCAAGUGUUUACUGAAAAUUCCAUUUAGAUAUUCUUGUUUCGACAGGUAACACUACAGUCUUGUAAUAUUGUCUUUUUAUGUGUAUAAAGAUUUACCUUUUUAUUAGCCACUGAAAUAGAAUUACUUUCUGGCAUCCAGCAUUGUGGAGCCUGUCAGAAAUUGUGUAAGAAUCUGCAAUUUUUAUUAUUUGACAUUUUAAUUUGAAUUUCUAAGAAGGCUGUUCUUCAUCUGUUUUGAAAUUUUUUUUUGCAGUGUGGUUAAUUGGAGAGUAAAAAAUUGCACAUUGAUCCAGAUGAAAAGAGAAGCAUCUAUUUGCGAUGGCCAGUUGGGGCACUUGUUAAUUUGGGUUUGAAGUUCUCUUCCUUAUCUGCUGGUGUCCUCCGUGGCAGAUAUCCGCAGAUAUCCAUAUGCACACUAAUCCAUCUUGUCACUUUUUGCAAAGGUUAAUUUAAUUACCAUUACUAUACUCUAAGGAGUCGCUCUCCCACCUGUCUGUAUAGAAAGGGAGAAUCAGACAAAGCAUGCUUUUGGAAAGCAAAUAGGGAUCGUUUGGAAUGAUUCAAUAUUUUUGUUGUUGUUCAUUCGUGGUUCUACAUUCCUGGUGAAUGGUAAAUGUUGCUGUACAAGACUGCCCCCGUGCUCUAAGGGUUACUGGGCAUUUGAUGGCAGGAGGAUUUUAAAAGCUAGACUGAAGUUAGUGUAAAAUUUAGUCCUGUGAACCUGGUGUUAAAACAAAGAACAGGUUCGUAUUUGUAAAUAAUACUGGUUUGGAAUAGUGAGUGAUGUUAGAUUUAGCCUAAUUUAUGAACAAGAGAUUCUUCUCCCUGCCUAGUUUUAGACAAAAAAUGUUUCAAUAAAAGAUUGCUGUCUUGUAAUAUCAAUGUUGUCCUCUUCCCGUUUUCACAGGUUAAAGGAAAUGUGAAUACUUUAGGCUGUCACGUACAUUUGAAUUGGGCCAACAAUUUCAGUUCAUCUUAGUAAAUUAGAGGAGUUGACUAUUUGGGACAUAUUUUUAUGUACUACUUCUAAUCUCUUUAAUGUUACCUACUAAUCUUUUACUAAACUAAAACGAACAGUAAAGAAACUAGGACCCAAAUGUGUAAGUUUCACUCUAGCACUUCUUCCCACUUGAUACAAAUAAACAUUUCAAAGCCUUCUGUAGUCAGUUUAUAUGCAUUAACACCCACUGUGGUGGAUAUUAGGUACUGAGAAUGUGCUGUCCUGAGAGAAAGCGAAACCUGCAAGAAGACUGGCAAUCAGGUGAGGACUGGUUUGGGGUGGGCUAGGUGUGGCCUGUCCUUGAAAAACAGGAUGGAGCUAUUGGGGAUCAUCGGGCCCAAGGAGGCAGUUUGGAUUUAUGGUCACUGUUCUUUCAACCUCAAAUGAUCCUGGCCUUGGAUACAUUAUCUGUAACAUUCCAGAGAACAGAAAGCCUUGACUGUGAAACCGCUAUAUCAGUUUGGGAAAACAAAGCCACAGUGGCUCCGUUUUAAUACCAUAGUAGUGGUAACAGGGCUCAUGGGUAGCAAACCUGAAAUUGAAUGGCCUGGAAUUUGUAGUAGCUUGACAGGUUCUGCUAGAUACUUCUAAUAAAUCUGUUUAUGGAA